Molecule: messenger RNA, 4209 nt
Organism: Bicyclus anynana (squinting bush brown)
Lineage: Eukaryota; Metazoa; Arthropoda; Insecta; Lepidoptera; Nymphalidae
Gene: RpIII128
Product: DNA-directed RNA polymerase III subunit RPC2
Exons: 11
Coding region: 210-3611 (1133 amino acids)
Biological process (GO): DNA-templated transcription
Cellular component (GO): RNA polymerase III complex
Molecular function (GO): ribonucleoside binding; DNA-directed RNA polymerase activity; DNA binding
Source: RefSeq, a predicted model, not a curated record
AGUCAAUGUGUUUAAAGUCAAAGCAUGAUCAAAUUCAAAAUUUCAAAAUCAAAAUUCAAAAAUUUCAAGAUGUUGUGAUUGCUGUACAAUGAAGUAUGAAUAAAGAUGUGAAUUGAUAUUCUUAAAUAAAUGCUAUCAGGUUGAAAAGUUUAUAGUACAAAGUAAUAUAUUAAUAAAUUAUUGCGCGCCGUAUUAUGUUUGAGUGAAAUAUGGAGGAAAGACAUUGCGAAUGGGAAUCUGCAAAAGGUGCAAGAGAACCUAUAAAAUCCUUAGAGGACAAAUGGAAACUUGUUCCAUCAUUUCUUCAGAUAAAAGGAUUGGUGAAGCAACACAUUGAUUCCUUCAACUACUUUAUUAAUGUUGAAAUCAAGAAGAUUGUUCAGGCAAAUGAGAAAGUGUUCUGUGACUCAGAUCCUCUGUUUUACAUCAAAUAUUUAAAUGCAUAUGUGGGCACACCAGAUUUGGAAGAAGGUUUCAAUCUUACUAAACCAACCACUCCUCAUGAGUGCAGACUCCGGGACAUGACAUACUCUGCACCAAUCACAGUGGACAUUGAAUAUAUCAGAGGCAAUCAAAGGGUUAUUAAAAAUAAACAGUUAAUUGGAAGGAUGCCUCUUAUGCUCCGAUCUUCAAAUUGUGUUUUGACAAACAAGUCAGAUUUUGAACUAGCCCAAUUAAAUGAAUGCCCUCACGAUCCUGGUGGUUAUUUUAUUAUUAGAGGUCAGGAAAAAGUAAUUUUAAUUCAGGAGCAACUGUCAAGAAACCGAAUGAUUGUGGAUGAAUUCAAAGGAGCCAUACAGUGCCAAGUUACAAGUUCCACACAUGAAAAGAAGACCAGAACAAAUGUCAUUGUGAAAAAUGGAAAAUAUGUUCUUAGGCACAAUGCAUUAUCAGAUGAUAUACCAAUAGCAGUUGCGUUUAAGGCAAUGGGUAUUUGCAGUGACCAAGAAAUAAUGUUGCUUGUUGGCACUGAGGACGCAGUUGUAAAGAAUAUGGCCCCUUGCCUAAUGGAUUGUCAUAAUUUGAAGAUUUUCACCCAAAACCAAGCACUCACUUACAUUGGGGCUAAGCUGAAAGUUAAACGGUUUCAGACGUCUAACGCUAAGUUCCGAACCCCUGUUGACGAGGCGCGGGAUCUUUUAGCGACCACUAUCCUCGCUCACGUACCUGUGGAAAAUUACAACUUUUACGUCAAGGCCAUCUACUUGGCCAUUAUGGUGAAGAGAGUAAUAGAAGCCCAAAACAAUAAAGCUAAUAUAGACGAUCCUGAUUACUACGGUAACAAGAGAUUGGAGUUGGCUGGCUCCCUGUUGGCUCUGAUGUUUGAAGAUUUAUUCAAAAGAUUCAAUUGGGAAUUGAAGUCGAUAGCUGAUAAAAUAAUACCAAAAGUGAAAGCGGCACCGUUUGACGUUGUGAAGCAUAUGAGACCGGACUUGAUCGCCAAUGGACUAUUUACCGCCAUCUCCAGCGGAAACUGGACAAUCAAAAGAUUCAAAAUGGAAAGGCAUGGCGUCACACAAGUUCUGAGUCGUCUAAGUUACAUAUCCGCUCUGGGUAUGAUGACUAGAGUAAAUUCGCAGUUCGAAAAGACUAGAAAAGUGUCUGGGCCUCGCUCCUUGCAGCCGUCGCAGUGGGGAAUGCUCUGUCCCUCCGAUACUCCUGAAGGAGAAGCCUGCGGUCUCGUUAAGAACUUGGCACUCAUGACACACAUAACCACGGAAAGUUCUGAAAAGCCAAUUGCAAGGUUGGCUUGUAAUGCCGGGGUGGAGGAUGUCAGAAUAUUGGGCGGCGAAGAAAUAAACCAUCCUGCUGUUUAUAUGGUGUUCCUUAAUGGUAACAUACUAGGUGUAACCAAGCAUUACAAGAAAUUAAUUAAAAUAUUCAGAAUGUUUCGCCGUCGGGGAUUCAUAUCAGCCUUUGUGUCCAUCUAUCCGAACCACAACCAGAGGACUGUAUACAUCUGCAGCGACGGCGGCAGGCUUUGCCGCCCGUACAUUAUCGUGGAGAAGGGAUCGCCACUGGUGCAGCAAUCUCACAUCAACGAGCUGAAUAGAGGCAUCAGGAAGUUCCAAGAUUUUCUAGCAGAUGGUCUGAUUGAAUAUUUAGACGUGAACGAGGAAAACGACAGCCAUAUAGCGACACUUGAGGCUGAGAUAGACCCUUAUGUGACGACGCAUCUCGAAAUAGCGCCCUUCACAAUUUUGGGUGUUUGUGCAGGAUUGGUGCCAUAUCCCCACCAUAACCAGAGUCCGAGAAAUACGUAUCAGUGUGCUAUGGGCAAACAGGCUAUGGGCACUAUUGGUUACAACCAAAAGAAUAGAAUAGACACAUUGAUGUAUAACUUGGUUUACCCUCAGUGUCCAAUGGUUAAAACCAAAACCAUAGAGCUAACAAAUUUCGACAAGUUGCCAGCGGGUCAGAACGCAACGGUCGCUGUGAUGAGCUAUAGCGGAUAUGACAUCGAGGACGCUUUGAUUUUAAACAGAGCAUCCAUUGAUCGGGGUUACGGAAGAUGUUUAGUAUACAAAAGUGCUAAAACUACUAUGAAACGGUACAGCAAUCAGACCACGGACAGGAUCCUGGGUCCUUCUAGAGAUGGCAACACAGGAAAGGUGAUCAAAGCGCACGAAGUGUUAGAUACAGACGGUAUAGCCGCCCCCGGGGAAAUGGUAGAGAAUCGACAAGUGCUGGUAAACAAGCAGAUGCCGCCAGCGACGUUAAACCCAAUCGGUCAAGGGCAACCGCAACAUAUAGAUUAUAAAGAUGUACCAAUAACGUACAAAGGUCCAGUUGAAUCUUACAUCGAGAAAGUGAUGGUCUCAUCGAAUUCGGAAGACGCGUUUCUGAUCAAAAUUCUGUUACGUCAGACCAGAGUUCCCGAGAUCGGCGACAAAUUCAGUUCCCGGCACGGUCAGAAAGGCGUGACCGGUCUAAUCGUCCAGCAGGAAGACAUGCCGUUCAACGACCGCGGUAUUUGUCCGGAUAUGAUCAUGAACCCGCACGGGUUUCCGUCGAGAAUGACGGUUGGGAAAACUAUCGAGCUACUGGCGGGCAAAGCAGGACUGAUGGAAGGCAAAUUUCAUUAUGGCACGGCAUUCGGCGGUUCCAAAGUUCGGGACGUGUGUAGAGAGUUGGAGAAGCACGGCUACAACUACCACGGGAAGGACAUAUUCUACUCGGGGCUGACGGGCGAGCCGCUGGAGGCGUACAUCUACUCGGGGCCCGUGUACUACCAGAAGCUGAAGCACAUGGUGCAGGACAAGAUGCACGCGCGCGCGCGCGGCCCGCGGGCCGUGCUCACGCGGCAGCCCACGGAGGGCCGCUCGCGCGACGGCGGCCUGCGCCUCGGGGAGAUGGAACGGGAUUGUCUCAUCGGUUAUGGGGCCAGCAUGCUGCUGAUGGAGCGGCUGAUGCUGGCGUCGGACGUGUUCAGCGCGGACAUCUGCGGCGCGUGCGGGCGGCUGGCGAGCCGCGCGUGGUGCCACGCGUGCCGCUCGUCCGCCGCCGUCUCCGCCGUGGAGAUGCCCUACGCCUGCAAGCUGCUGUUCCAGGAGCUCGCCGCCAUGAACAUCGUGCCCCGGCUUACACUUAAGAAAUGUUGUGACACUUAACCCUUUAUGUACUAAUUAAUACUUUUCAUAAGCAUAGAUUUCAAUAAAAAAACAACCAAAAAAGCAUAUUAUUUUUUUUCGUAUACCAUACAAAUCAUAAUAACGAGAGAUCAACCAUAGAAAUGGCGUGGACUGACAUGAAACAACCAGUGGGCACUGCAUACCCUCAUUCAUCAUCAUUAACAACCCAUAUUCGACUCACUGUUAAGCGAGUCUUCUCUCAGAUUGAGAGGGGUUAGGCUAAUAGUCCACCACAUUCACCAAAUGCAGGUUGGCAAACUUUACACACAUACAAAAUUAAGAAAAUUCUCAGGACCCCUCACGAUGUAUUUCCGUCACGUAACUGAAAAGUUGGGAGGUCCAUGCCCCGGACCGGAUUCGAACAUACGCCCUCCGAUUUUAAAUCAGAGGUAAUAUCCACUGGACUAUCACUGUUGUUAGCAAGGCUCUAGGGACCCAUUAUGAAACUGUAUUGGAAGAGGAAUUUUCCUUGAUCUACAAUUUGUACAUAUAGUGCUUACUUACCCUGGUUAAAAACCUUGUGAACACCACUGGUAACAACUAUGAUGUAUACCCAGCAAAUGUAAAAAAAAGUGUU